This is a messenger RNA of Phytophthora nicotianae INRA-310, 111 nucleotides long. RefSeq lists its product as hypothetical. Bases 1 to 111 code for a protein of 36 amino acids. NCBI's taxonomy places the organism in Eukaryota, Oomycota, Peronosporomycetes, Peronosporales, Peronosporaceae. The record is from RefSeq and is a predicted model, not a curated record. The transcript is spliced from 2 exons.
AUGGUGGCCAAGCAAGUUUUGAUCCACUUGAUAACGAUUCCGAAGGUUUUGGCGCACAGUGGGUGGAUUUCCAUCCAGGUCAAAGUGAGUGCUGCGCCCAACUACGAUUAG